This is a messenger RNA of Schistosoma bovis, 1671 nucleotides long. The record is from the annotation of a GenBank genome assembly. NCBI's taxonomy places the organism in Eukaryota, Metazoa, Platyhelminthes, Trematoda, Strigeidida, Schistosomatidae.
UCGGCGGUGAGCCCGACUGAUUCUGAUACAACUGCUUGUAAACUGCGAGUCUGUUUCUUUUCGGAACCUUAUAUAUCAUUUAUUUGCUUUAAUUUUUAUAUGAUGUAGUGAAAACACUACCGCGCAAAUUCAUUAAGUACGUCACAUCUAGUAUGUGUGUUGUUUGGGUCCAUUCUGAAAUGCAGAGAUCUAACUGACCGACAAAGGUUGGAUCAACUCCUCGAUAGCAUCGAUCUUCAACAUGGCUCAGCAACAGACAUGUUGUUACUAAUGGGAGAGGUAAUUAAUUUGACAAAUUGGUCAAAAGAUUUUCGACAAUGACCUUCACAGACAACUUUUGUUGUCUAAGCUUCUUCAACAAGUGCAGGAUGUGCUGCUUGCAUCAGCUUACCGUUUUACCGACGGUAAUAUAUCACAAUCGCAGAACAUACUUAUAAUAAGAACAAACUACUUUCCGUUGUCUUACAAACAGGAACUUCAUCAAGUGAACAACAUUUUCUUUGGAAGUCAGAAGUCGUGUGUCGUCUAUAACAUUUAUUGGUUACAUUUGUGGAUUCCUAAAAGGACGAAUCUGUUCGCUUCGUUUGCAUGCUGGACAGACCAUUUUGUAAAGACGCCUUAACUUUAUGAAAAUUUCUACAGAAAGCUUAGUUUUAACAUCUGGAGCAUACCGUCAUUAUGGUGGAGAAUGGAAAUCAACUUUCGAGUUCACCCCAAGUGAUUGCUUGGUUUUUGCAGAUUGGCACUGUUCACUAUUCUCACGUGAUUUUCCGACGUCUUAUUGUUUGGUCGGGUUGUUACAGGAAAAACACCUAAACCUUGCAGGUCUGUCCAUAGGAUCGAAUGAUUCAUGGCUCUUUAUCGCAACACCUGAAUCCAUCACUGGAAUUGAAAAAAAUCACGGGAAUAGCGUCUCUGCUGAUAUAUCUGUUGUUCAAGUAGCUUCAGAUGGUCAGAAUGUAUAUUGUGUGAAGGACGAAACUGUUACCUUACUAAAAGUUUGUGAUUUUGGAAAUAUCAUUGCAGUUGAUCGCCCACUUAGUUUAACAAUAAAAAUAAAAUCGAUAUCAUGUGGUCUAGGGUUUUUGUUAUGUUUAACAUUUUCAGGACAGGUGUUUAGUCAGGGUAUAGGAAGUCGAGGUCAGUUAGGUUUAGGUGAUUUAACUGACAAAACUGAACUGACUAUAAUUGAAGCUUUACAAAUAUUGACUGUUACUCAAAUUGCAGCAGGAAAUUGGCAUUCAGUAUGUUUGACUGAUACAGGAGACGUUUAUACUUGGGGUUGGAAUGAACAUGGUCAACUAGGGCACAGGUCCCUUGGAAUCAGUAAUAAAUCAAACUCUAUCACCGAGAAAGAACGGGAAAGUUGUGUAUCUGUCUUGGCCCUUCCUACUCCAGUAGAUUUCCCUGAUAACGUAUCUAUUUCACAAAUUGCCUGCGGUGGUUGUCACACAGCCUGUCUGACAGAAGAUGGCAUCCUGUUUUGUUUUGGAUGCAAUAAAUUUGGUCAGUUGGGAUUUGACUCAUCUAUGGAAGCUGUUGAUUCGCCAGUGAAACACCCACUCUUAACAAAUCAACAAUUGGAUUCCAAUAUGGUUAUAUCAUCUGUUUACUGUGGUUUAUGGUCCACAACUCUCUAUUUAAACUCAAAAACCUGAUGUUUGCACGAAA